Molecule: messenger RNA, 150 nt
Organism: Colletotrichum orchidophilum
Lineage: Eukaryota; Fungi; Ascomycota; Sordariomycetes; Glomerellales; Glomerellaceae
Exons: 1
Source: RefSeq, a predicted model, not a curated record
GUGACCUGGCGUGGCGCUUCGGACCUCGGACUAGAGGCCCAGCUUUCUCACCCGUCCGGCUCUGGUCUGGAACGGAGCCCCCGCCAGCUCGUCUGGAUCCGGCCUGGUCCGGACGCUGCCACUGGUACUGUUCAACAAGCGACAUGUUGA